AUGGAGCCGCGGGAGCACCCGCAGGAGCAGCCGCAGGUGCAGCAGCAGGAGGAGCAGCAGGAGGAGCAGCAGGAGGAGCAGCUCGACGAGCAGCAUGAGCAGCCGCAGCCGCAAGUGCUGAAGUUUGUCCAUCCAGAUGAGCAGAAGCAGCAGCACUUGCUUGCUGGUCAUGAGGAACAGCAGCAGCAGCAACAACAGCAUGUUGAACAAGCGCCACCGCAGCAGCAGCAGCAGCACCAGCAGCCGCUUGAGGAGGGGGCCAGCUCGCUGCAGCUGCAAGAUCAAGGGCAGCACCAGGAUUGUGAGAUGCCCGACCAGCACGCUCAGCACGGCGAGCAGCAGCAGGCGGAGGAGCAGGAGGAGGAGGGGGCGGCCGAGCAGCAGUCUGAAGAGCCUGCGAGUGGAUCCCUGGGCCUCGAAGGCUCCGCGGCCGCCAGCACUCCGCAGCAGGCGCCGACUGAGCCCGCGCCCGAGGGCCCUGCUGCCGCGAGCGCUGCCGCCGGCCCCGCCGCAGCCCCGGCUGCUGCCAACGAGCCCCAGGGCGGGCGGCGGUGGCCCUCGCGCGUCCGGCAGCCGCCCAAGAGUCGCCGCAAGCGUGACAGGGGGGGUCGCGGCAGCGGCAGCGAUGACUCAUACCACGGCUCCUCGGACGACUCAGAAUCCCACUCCGAGGACAGCGAGACUCGGCGGGCAAAGAAAAAGGCGGCACAGCAAGCCAAGGCCAAGGCGCGGAAGGCGGCGGCGCGCAAGAAGGCCCAGCAGACCAAGCAGGCGCAGAAGCAGCAGGCCGCGGCCCAGGGCAAGCCGGCUGCGCAGCAGCGCGGCGGCCCGCCGCCCGUGCCGGCCGUGUCGCCAGCUCAGCAGGUGCAGGUGCAGCAGCAACAGCAGCAGCAACAGCAGCAGCAACAACAGCAGCAGUUUGCACAGCGGCAGCAGCUGAUGCCCAACGGGGCGGGUGCCCCUGGCGCAGUCAACAUGCCGACGGCAGGCUCUGCGCCGUCCGGCUGGCCCCCGGCCGCUGUUGCGGCGCCCGCGCUCGCGCCGCCUGGCGCCAACGCCGGCUGGGCGCCGUUCGGAGCCGCAGGCGGCGGCGCCGCCGCUGCUGCCACGGCUGGCGACCGCUGGGGGGCGGCGAUCCAGACGCCUUUUGGUGGUGAUGCGGCCCUCGGCUACGGCGGCGAUCGGUGGGGCGCCGCGCCGCAGGCCGGGCGCGCCCCGGUCACCACAGGCAGCAGCAUCGGCGUGAUGGGCGGGCUGGGCGGCGGCGCGGCGGGCGCUGGGGCGUUUGGCCGGUCGGCGUCGCUCGGGGAUGAGUCGUCUCUCGGGCUCGGGGGCGGCCUCCUGCGAGGCGGCAGCAUUGACGGUUCGGCCGGCCUCGACUGGCGUCUGCAGCAGCACCAGCAGCAGCAAAUGCUGAUGCUGCAGCAACAGCAGCAGCAGCAGCAGCAGCAGCAACAGCACAACGGCCUUGACCGCGCGGUGACGUGGCCCCGCGCGCUGCCCUCGCCCCAGCUCCAGCCCUCGCCUCAGCUCCAGCCCGCCGGCUCGCUGGCCGCGCGCAGCGGCGGCGCCGGCGGCGGCCCCGGCGGCGGCGCCGCCGGCGACGGGUCGCUGCCGGACGUGGCCCGCAUGCCGCCUCACCAUUUGGUAUCUAUGCUGGAGCGCAUAAGCAUGCGCCUCCGCGCGCACCUGCAGGCGUGCAGCGCGGCCGGGCUCACACAGCAGGAGGCGCUGAGCGCGCCGGUGACGUCCGGCGGGUCCGCCUCGUCGGCGGCGUCGCUCAUACGCAUGCGCCAGCUGAUCAGCGGGGAGCUGGAGAGGCGGCGCGACCCGCUCGCCGCCGCCAACGCGCAGGCGCAGGCGCAGGCGCAGGCGCAGGCCGCCGCGCGGCCGGGCGGGCUGGGGACGGCAGCGGCGGAGGGCGCGGACGUGUGGGGCAUGGCCGCCGCGCGCGGGGCUGCAAGCGGCGGCGCGGGCGCGGGUUGA
Molecule: messenger RNA, 1986 nt
Organism: Monoraphidium neglectum
Lineage: Eukaryota; Viridiplantae; Chlorophyta; Chlorophyceae; Sphaeropleales; Selenastraceae
Exons: 3
Coding region: 1-1986 (661 amino acids)
Cellular component (GO): nucleus
Source: RefSeq, a predicted model, not a curated record